This is a messenger RNA of Vigna umbellata (rice bean), 1127 nucleotides long. The record is from RefSeq and is a predicted model, not a curated record. Lineage: Eukaryota; Viridiplantae; Streptophyta; Magnoliopsida; Fabales; Fabaceae.
AUUAAAACAGAUGACGCCAUUAACAAGAAAAGCAGAGAGUAUGAGGUUCAUGUUGAAGGUUUUUGCAGUUGUAGAAUUAGUGCUUCUGAUAGAUCACCCUGGUGCUCAUGCCUUAAGCAGAGACCAGUUCCCUCGUGACUUCGUGUUUGGUGCAUCAACCUCGGCUUACCAGGUUGAAGGUGCAGCAAAUGAAGAUGGCAGGAAGCCAAGCAUAUGGGACACCUUCUCUCAUGCUGGAAAUGGGAAUUUGUAUGCUGGUGAUGGAGAUGUUGCAUGUGAUCAUUAUCACAAAUAUAAGGAAGAUGUUAAGCUCAUGGCCGACAUGGGCUUAGAAGGAUACAGAUUUUCCAUAUCAUGGUCAAGGCUUAUUCCAGAUGGAAGAGGACAAGUGAAUCCCAAGGGACUACAGUUUUACAACAACCUUAUUGAUGAAUUGAUCGGCAAUGGAAUAGAAGCACAUGUUACAUUACACCAUUGGGACCUGCCACAAGCACUUGAGGAUGAAUAUGGAGGAUGGGUUAGUCGAAAAAUUGUGAAAGACUUCACAAAAUACGCAGAAGUGUGCUUUAGAGAAUUUGGAGACAGAGUUAAGUAUUGGACUACUGUGAAUGAGGCCAAUAUGAAUAUACUAAUGGGCUAUGAUGUAGGAUUGGCACCACCUCAGAGGUGUUCUUCUAACCUUAUAAUGAAAUGUUCCAGAGGAAAUUCCUCAACGGAGCCAUAUUUGGCUGCCCAUCAUAUGUUGUUAGCACAUGCUUCAGCUGCUAGGGUAUAUAAGAAGAAAUACCAGGGCAUGCAGCAUGGCUUAAUUGGGUUUAGUCACCUUCUUCCCGGUUUUCUUCCUCAAACAAAUUCUACUGAAGAUUUAAUGGCCGUUCAAAGGGUCCAAGACUUCUUCAUUGGGUGGUUUAUGAAUCCCUUUAUAUUUGGAGAUUACCCGGAUAUAAUGAAAAGGAAUGCUGGCUCAAGGCUUCCUUCCUUCACUCAAAAGGAAUCAAAUCUAGUGAAGGGCUCACUCGAUUUCUUUGGAAUAAACUUUUACUACUCUGUUUAUGUUAAGGACAGUCCAAACAAUCUGAAGAAGGAGAACAGGGAUUACGUAGCAGAUCUAUCAGCAAAAUUUCAAG